Molecule: messenger RNA, 2925 nt
Organism: Pneumocystis murina B123
Lineage: Eukaryota; Fungi; Ascomycota; Pneumocystomycetes; Pneumocystales; Pneumocystaceae
Exons: 13
Coding region: 100-2925 (941 amino acids)
Biological process (GO): COPII-coated vesicle cargo loading; intracellular protein transport; endoplasmic reticulum to Golgi vesicle-mediated transport
Cellular component (GO): COPII vesicle coat; endoplasmic reticulum exit site
Molecular function (GO): zinc ion binding; SNARE binding
Source: RefSeq, a predicted model, not a curated record
AAAAUUGAAAAAAAAAAUAAAUUGUGAGUUUUGGCUAAAAUUUGUAGUUAAACAGGAGAUACUGAUGUUUUAAUGUAAUUCGAGCGUUAUUACUAAAUUAUGUAUUCAUUGUCUUCAAAAAUUAAAUCCGCAGAAUCUAUUUGUAAAGAUGCCUGUGAUGAGAAUGAGGAAGCUUUUUUGCCAAAUGUACCAGUUGUUUCCGCAUCAGUAGUUGAUAAUAAGGGAGUUGGAAUGCUUAAAAAUAUAGGAAAUAGUAUAGAAACAAGUUCCUCUGAAGCAUUUUCGGGAGAUAAUGUUAUGGAAGGUUUACAAGAACAAUAUAGUAAUUUACAUAUUUCGGGAUCAGUUUCUCAACGAAAUAAACAUAGAACGAUUAGAGCAUAUGAUUUAUCAUAUAAUGAUUUGUCUGAUCGAAGUAAAAGUGUGAAUUCCCUAGAUUUACAAGAUAACAAGCCAUUUCCUUUAAUUUCGGAUUUUGGCGAUCAGAGAGAAUUAAGAAAUCCUCAACUUAUAUUAACGAAUCAAAGUGGAUCAAAAAUUGAUCCAGAAAAGAUUCCAUCUGUGGUUCAUGUUCAUGAAAUCUCUCAAGAAACCUAUAAACGUAAUAUAUUUUCAGUUACGGAAUCACAUGUUAUUCCAAGUGCAAAUACGGAUUUUAUAACAUUUGAUCAAGGAAUUUCUUCUCUGAAAUUUGUUAGAUUAGUUACUAGGAACAUAGCAGAGACAAAAGAGAUUUCUUCGGCUACUUUUAUACCUAUAUCUAUGGUUGUUCAACCAUUUGCUCCUCAAAAAUCCGAAGAAGCUCCAAUUCCUUUAGUAGAUUAUGGAGAGAUGGGUCCACCAAGAUGUAGAAAAUGUAGAGCUUAUAUUAACCCAUUUAUGAGUUUUAUACAAGGCGGAUCUAAAUUUGUAUGUAAUAUUUGUUCAUUUCCAACCGAUGUUGGUGCAGAAUGGUUUUCUCCUUUAAAUGGUCUUGGAAAGCGACAGGAUUUUGAUCAUAGACCUGAACUUAGUCAUGGGACUGUAGAAUUUUCUGUUCCUAAAGAAUAUCAAACAUGUCCUGUUGAACCAAUCAAAAUGAUUUUUGCUAUUGAUGUCAGUGAAACUGCUAUUCAGAAAGGAAUUCCGAGAGUUGCAGCUAAUGCUAUAAUAAAGGCAUUAUAUGAACCAUCAGAUAGGCCUUUUCCUCCAGGCGCUAAAAUUUGCAUUGUUACUUUUGAUCGUACUUUACAUUUUUAUAAUUUAUCAUCUUCAUUGAAUGAUGCAGAAAUGUUAAUUGUUUCAGAUAUUAAUGAUGCUUUCAUUCCUUUACAUGAGGGUUUAUUUGUUGACGCAUAUGAAUCAAGAAAUAUUAUAGAGAUUGUUUUAAAAUCUAUUGCAGUAAUGUUUGAUAAUUUAAAGGUUCCAGAACCAGCAUUAGGUUUUUUGGUUCAAUCAUCUCUUAUAGCAUUGGAAAAAACAGGAGGAAAAUUAAUUGUUUUUUUGACUGCAUUACCUACAUGGGGACCAGGAAGUCUUAGGUUUAGAGAGGAUUCUAAACUUUAUAAUACAGAUAAUGAAAAACAGUUAUUUACUACACAAAAUGUUUUUUGGGAUAAUCUUGCUAAGAAAUGUGUAAGUUUAGGCAUUGGCGUAGAUUUUUUUCUUUUCCCUGCUUUUUAUAUUGAUAUAAGCACAAUAGGGAUUUUGGCAAGUAUUACUGGUGGUGAAAUAUAUUAUUAUCAAGAUUUUAUAGAAGAGCGGGAUGCAUUUAGAGUAAUUGGAGAAUUCGUUAGAAAUGUUACACGUGAGCAGGCAUAUCAUGUUCAGAUGAAAGUUAGGUGCUCAAAUGGCUUACAAGUUCAACGAUAUAUUGGGAAUUAUAUACAGAAGAGAUCGGAAUUGGAACUUAGUGUUAUUGAUUCAGAAAAAGCGAUUUCUAUUACUUUUACAUAUGAUAGUAAAUUGAAUCCAAAAUCCAAUGCUUACUUUCAAUGUGCAGUAUUAUAUACUACAACAACAGGUCAACGUCGCUUAAGAUGUUAUAAUACAGUUGCAUCUAUAUCAUCAAAUCCAUGUGAUAUUAUUAGAUAUGUAGAUAUAGAUGCAUAUAUUACGAUUCUUGCUAAAAGUGCUCUACUUAAAAUCAUGAAAAAAUCUCUUAAACAAAUAAGAGAUGAAUUAACUGAUAUAUGUAUUAAUAUUUUGGCAUGUUAUCGAAAAAAUCUUUCAUCAUCAAUACCUACUUCUCAGUUGGUUCUUCCAGAAAAUUUAAAAUUGCUUCCCAUAUAUAUAUUAUGUCUAUUAAAAUUGCCUGCAUUAAAAAAUGGAAAUAUUCAAAGCGAUUUACGAAUGCAAAAUGCUCAGUAUAUAUUAACAGUAGGUGUUCGUGAACUUAUUUCUUUUAUAUAUCCCCGAGUUUUUCCAUUACAUAAUUUAUCAGAUGAAAUGGGUUUCCCUGAUAACUCUGGAAAUUUUAUUCUUCCUAAAGCUAUUCGAGCAUCUUCUUCUUAUUUAGAUGAAGGAGGGAUUUAUUUAAUGAUAAAUGGAAACAAUGCUGUUUUAUGGUUCCAUAAUUAUGUAUCACCAAAAUUAUUAAAAGAUCUUUAUGGAGAUGAUAUUUCUCAACUUUCAGAUAUAAACCCUCGAUCUACUUAUCUUCCAAAUUUAAAUACUCGGUUUUCUAUUCAGGUUCGAAAUAUUCUUUUUUAUUUUAAUUCUUUUUAUCCUGGAAAAACAUUAACAGCAUACGUUUCUCGACAAGGACAUGAUGAAUCUGCUCAUGAAUUUAUGGCGCAACUUGUAGAAGAUAAACAAUGCAAUUCUACAUCUUAUGUCGAUUUUCUAUGUUAUAUUCAUAGACAAAUUCAACUUGAAUUAUCAGGAAGCCGCCGUAUUUAUGAUUUCAAAGAAGAUCUGUUUAGAUCUUGGCAAGGACGAAUAUAA